ACGAUAUUCAAGAUGAAAGCAAUGGUGUGUGCUCUUGCCCUGGCCGCCGUCCUGGCCGUUGCCAACUGUGCCCCUUACCAAAUCGCGUACCUGGUUCCGGUCGAUGCUCCGGUAGUCCGUGUUGCCCGUUCGCCACAGUUCAGUGGUAGCGCCGCUAAUGCCGGUGCUCAAUCGUUCAACGCUGGCGGUGGCUUCCCCGGCGGAUUCGGUGGAUUCUCUGGAUCAGCCGCUAAUGCUGCGUCGCAGUCGUUCACGCAGGGCGGUGGAUUCCCCGGACAUGGUGGAUUCUCUGGCUCGGCUGCUUCGGCCGGUGCUCAGUCGUUCUCGGGUGGUUCCGGAUUCCCCGGAUUCGGUGGAUUCAGCGGCUCGGCUGCCAACGCCGGCGCUCAAUCGUUCAGCGGUUAA
Anopheles maculipalpis is the source of this 405-nucleotide messenger RNA. RefSeq names its product probable glycoprotein hormone G-protein coupled receptor. Bases 13 to 405 code for a protein of 130 amino acids. The transcript is spliced from 2 exons. NCBI's taxonomy places the organism in Eukaryota, Metazoa, Arthropoda, Insecta, Diptera, Culicidae. The record is from RefSeq and is a predicted model, not a curated record.